UCCAAGGCUACCUAUUUCAUUACCUACGUUGGUACGCACUUACGCUAGGUACUACCUGUGCUGACGCCUGCUGCUGCUGACGGCGACGCCUCGCUGCCUCCUUGGGAUUGACUCGGUUUUGAUACUUGAGCAGGUCUGCUUCGUCGGCUUGGACGCCACCCACCAAACCACGGACGGCCCUGCAAGCUUUCGAUCCAGCCAGCGUCCAUCCAUCCGUCCAUCCAUCUCGUCCGUCCGUCAUGGCUGGCCACAACCAGCACUCCGCGACCGAGGCGACGCCACUACUGGCCGCGUCUCCCGUCGCCCCCGCCGCCGCCGUCGUCGAGGCCGGCACCUUUUCUCGCGACAACACGCUCGUCGGCGACGCCCUCUCCUCGUCUGAGCCCAGCAGCCGCGAGACACAUCAAGGCAGCGACGACGACGACGACGAUGAUGACGAAGACGACCACUCCGAUGCAGACAGCGAGCACGAGGAGCCCCCUCUGCGGCGGGGGCAGGUGAUGCUGCUGUGCUACGCGCGCAUGGUCGAGCCAAUCGCCUUCUUCAGCAUCUUCCCCUACAUCAACCAGAUGCUCGAGCGCAACGGCUCCCUCGCGCCCGCCGACGUCGGCUUCUACUCGGGCCUCAUCGAGUCCAUGUUCUCCCUCACCCAGAUGUGCGUCAUGAUGUUCUGGGGCCACGCCGCCGACCGCUUCGGCCGCAAGCCCAUCCUCGUCUUCAGCCUCGUCGCCGUCUCCGUCGCCACCGCCCUCUUUGGCCUCGCCCAGUCCAUCUGGCAGAUGGUCCUCUUCCGCUGCGUCGCCGGCGUCUUUGCCGGCACCAUCGUCACCAUCCGCGUCAUGAUCACAGAGCACAGCACCCAGGCCACCCAGGCCCGCACCUUUUCCUGGUUCGCCUUUGCUGGCAAUCUCGGCAUCCUCUUUGGCCCCUUGCUCGGCGGCGUGCUGGCCGAUCCCGCGGCGCAGUACCCGGCCGUCUUCGCGGGCGUCCCGUUCUUUGAGAAGUUCCCCUACGCGCUCUCGAGCUUCGUCGUGGGCCUCAUUGGCCUGUCCGCCGCCGUCACCAGCGCCCUCUUUGUCGAGGAGACGCUGCCUGCCGAGGUCCGCGCCGCGACUGCCGCCCACAACGCCAUUGUCGAGGACAGCGAACAACAACAGGACCCCAAUGGUAACAGCAACAAGCCUCCAGAGCAGCAGACCUGGCGCUCCCUCCUGCGCGAGCCGGGCGUCGGCGCCGCCUUCUACACCUACGGCCACGUCAUGAUCCUCGCCUUUGCCUACACGGCCAUCGUCCCCGUCUUCUGGUACACGCCGCCCGAGCUCGGCGGCUUCGGCUUCACCUACCUGCUCAUCUCGUCCUUCAUGGCCCUCAACGGCUUCUCCCAGGCGACCUGGCUGCUCCUCAUCUUCCCGCGCCUCCAGCGCCGCUUCGGCACCAACGGCGUCAUUCAGGGCUGCGCCGUCGCCUGGCCUUUUUUCUUUGCCCUCAUGCCCUUUCUCAACACCCUGCUCCGGAUCGGCACCCCGUUCGCGGACAACUUGUUCUGGACCAUCGCCGUGGUCGCCAUGCUCGUCGGCCCGGGAGUCGCCAUGGCCUUCACGGGGAUCCAGCUGCUGCUCAACGACGUCGCGCCCGACCCGCUCGCGCUCAGCACCCUCAACGCCAUGGCCCUCGCCCUGACCAGCGGCCUGCGCAGCUUCAGCCCCGCGCUCUUUACCAGCAUCUUUGCCUUCAGCGUGAAUAACCAGUGGCUGCUCGCGGGUCACUUCUCCUGGCUCGUCUUGCUCCUCAUCGCGCUGGGCUUGGCCGGGUACGUGCUGGUCGUGGGCUUGCCGGUCGGCGAGGGCCGGGCGCUCGGGGGUGCGGCGAGGGUGAAGAAGGCGAAGGAGGUAAAGGGGAAGACGGGCAGGAAGGGCAGGAGAAAGGUGGCCGUGGAGGAUGUUCAGGACAUUGGUGGUGCUGCAUCAACGUCGUCGUCGUCGUCGUCGUCGAGUGGUGGCGGGGGAGUGGUACGGGAAUGAGGGGAAAUUUAACUUUGCAUAAAUAUUGAAUAGAUACUUGGGGUAAAUAAAUACUUGGGAAAUUAGAGGCCCGGUCGCACAAUCGAGACUGGCUGGAAAGUGUAGUUUCCAGGGCUGCUGCUGCUGCUGCUGCUACAUAUCACUGUGCAAC
Microdochium trichocladiopsis is the source of this 2172-nucleotide messenger RNA. Its product is annotated as major facilitator superfamily domain-containing protein. Bases 240 to 2021 code for a protein of 593 amino acids. The record is from RefSeq and is a predicted model, not a curated record. NCBI's taxonomy places the organism in Eukaryota, Fungi, Ascomycota, Sordariomycetes, Xylariales, Microdochiaceae. Gene Ontology annotation, molecular function: transmembrane transporter activity. Gene Ontology annotation, biological process: transmembrane transport. The transcript has a single exon.